Molecule: messenger RNA, 1549 nt
Organism: Helianthus annuus (common sunflower)
Lineage: Eukaryota; Viridiplantae; Streptophyta; Magnoliopsida; Asterales; Asteraceae
Product: polygalacturonase QRT3
Exons: 3
Coding region: 133-1542 (469 amino acids)
Molecular function (GO): polygalacturonase activity
Source: RefSeq, a predicted model, not a curated record
ACAUUCAUUCAUUUUCAUCUCCUGUUUCUUCUCGCAACCCGACAAUAUCGACCCUAAACCUGAACCUGAUCUCAGAUCAACAGUUCGAGACUAGCAACCGAUUCGAUGACGGCUUGAACCGUGGGUUAAAAAAUGAGGCCAUUUUGCUUAUUGGUGUUGGUUUUGGUGUUACAAGAAGCAAAUUGUUCUCAAAGGCAACAGAAGCUUUAUGAUUUCAAAACAAAGCUUCAACAACACUCGUUUCAGCUGUCAUCUUCUUUCGAUCUUGUCAAGAGUUCGGGAAGGGUGUUUUACCCAAUUGGGUAUAGAGCAGACCCGAGUGGUGCGCAGGAUAGCACGGUGGCCGUUAUUGACGCGGUGACCGACGCUUGUUCAGUCGGAAAUGGGCAGCAGUUGCUGCCCGGAGUCAACGAUUUGGGUGGCGCUAUUGUUGACCUUCAAGGUGGCAGCUUCAGGAUCUCUAAACCCAUUAUUAUUCCUCCGAAUUCCGGCAACUUAGUGAUACAAGGCGGUACAUUGCGAGCAUCUAACACAUAUCCAUCAGACGGCUACCUAAUCGAACUACACUCGCCAAGUUCCUUAAAAUCUUCGAAAACCAAGUCACACGACACACUCUCCGACAUUAAAACAAGAAACGAACCAAUAUACUACGAAGACAUCACCCUUCGUGACAUCCUUUUCGAUUCAAGUAACAUAAGUGGAGGCCUUCUCGUGGUUGACUCAGCCCGAACUCGAGUCACCAAUUGCUUUUUCGUACAUUUCGUCACCGAGGGAAUAUUAGUCGAGAGAGGCCACGAAACCUUCAUAUCUAGUUGCUUCAUGGGAGAGAUCCUUAACGUCGGUGGGGACCAACGUGAGCGUGAUUUCAUAGGGACCGCCAUUGAUCUCACUAGCAACGACAAUGCGGUCACAGAUGUCGUUAUCUUCUCAGCCGCUAUCGGGAUUGUGUUAAGGAGUCAGAUUAACAUAAUCACCGGGGUACAUUGUUACAACAAGGCUACAGUUUUUGGUGGGAUUGGGAUUUUGAUCAAAUCAGGACAAAUCCGGAUGGAUAACUGUUACUUGGAUUACAACUCGAUUGUUAUCGAAGACCCGACGCAAAUUCAUGUUACCAACGGGUUUUUUCUAGGAGGAGGUAACAUUGUUUUGAAGUCGGUUAAUGGUCGCAUAUCGGGCCUCAACAUUAUUAACAACAUGUUCACUGGUGACUCGAGAAGUGUCGUGGAACUAGACGGGGAGUUCACAAGCAUUGAUCAAGUUGUUAUCGAUCAAAAUAAUGCGAUAGGCGGGAUGAGGAUGAAAUCUACGGUUGGGAAGUUGGCGGUGACCGGAAGCGGGACUGUGUGGAGAGCGGACUUCUCGCCAGUGUUGGUUUUUCCGGACAGAAUAAGUCAUGUUCAAUACUCGGUUUAUAAUAGUGCAUUGAGAAUAAAUGGGAUGGGAGGACAUGCGGUUACAAAUGUAAGUGGGAACAUUGUUGUGGUUGAGACAGAAAAACAAAUGAAUGGGACUGUUUGGUUUUUGGUUGAUCAGAAUCUAUGAUAUUUAA